CCAUGGACAGUGAGGAUGAGACAGUGGAGGAGACUGUAGAGGGCCUGUUGGAUGAUGACGGAUUACCUCACGGGUUUUGCACUGUCAACUACAGCUCAACUGAUCGGUUUGAGGGGCAUUUUGUACAUGGAGAAAAAAAUGGACGUGGAAAGUUCUACUUCUUUGAUGGAAGCACUUUGGAAGGUUUUUAUGUUGAUGAUGCACUUCAAGGCCAAGGGAUUUACACUUAUGAAGAUGGAGGCUCGCUUCAUGGCACUUAUGUGGAAGGGGAACUAAAUGGUCCAGCUCAAGAAUACGACACAGAUGGAAGACUCAUCUUCAAAGGACAAUACAAAGAUAAUGUCCGGCAUGGAGUGUGCUGGAUAUAUUAUCCAGAUGGAGGUAGCCUUGUGGGAGAAGUAAAUGAAGAUGGAGACAUGACAGGAGAUAAGGUAGCUUAUGUCUACCCAGAUGGUAGAAUGGCACUUUAUGGGAAAUUUAUUGAUGCUGAAAUGCUGGAAGGGAAACUGGCAAUUCUUACUUCAGUUGAUGAAGGAAAGCCGCACUUUGAGCUGGUUCCAAACGGACCAGUUUAUAAUUUUGAUAAAUCAACUCCCUCCUGUAUUUCUGUAAAUCCUCUGCUCCCUGACCCAUAUGAAUCAGAAAGAGUGUAUGUGAAUGACUCUUUGAUACAUAAUGCUGGAGAAGGCCUCUUUGCUAAGGUUGCAUCAGCGGCUCAGACUGUAAUGUCAUUUUAUAAUGGUGUACGAAUUACACAUCAAGAGGUGGAUAGCAGAGAAUGGGCCCUAAAUGGCAACACAAUCUCUUUAGAUGAUGAAACCGUCCUUGAUGUGCCAGCACCAUACAACUCAUAUUACAAAUAUUGUGCAUCUCUGGGACACAAGGCAAACCAUUCCUUCUCACCCAACUGUAUGUAUGACACUUUUGUCCACCCUCGCUUUGGGCCCAUCAAGUGCAUCCGAACUAUGAAAGCUGUGGAAAAGGAUGAAGAACUCACUGUGGCCUAUGGAUAUGACCAUAGCGUUACAGGGAAAAAUGGCCCAGAGGCACCUGAGUGGUACCAGCAGCAGCUGACAGCAUUUCAAGCUACUCAGCAAAAGUGAACAGUAGUUUGUUUCGGUACAUUGAGUAAUAGGAUCUAUGCAUUACAUUUCUACAGAAGACUGAUCAUCCCAAGAUUAUUUUCACAGACCUGUCUCAAGACAGAGAUUUUCUAGAGUAUUAAAAUGAACUGUUCUUGUAGUCAAAAUAUAUCGUAGUUUUGUGACAGUGUUUAACCUUAAAAGGAAAAAAAUGCUAUUUAGCAGGUAAUUGUGUUAUUUUUUUUCUAAUCCUUUUUUCCAGUGUCAAACAUAUACAAGGAAAUAAUAAGUCAUUCUAGACCGUUUUUUCUUUGCUAUGUAUACAUUUUAGGGCUCAAUAUAUUGUCCUUUUUCGUGUAUACAUGCCUAUUGUGAUGGUUACAAGGUAACUGUAUUUUGAUAUUCUAGAUUACGCUAGUAGAACUUUUGCUGUUUAGGCUUUCUGGUUGAAAUAACUGAUUUGAUCGCUUUUGUUUUAUUAAUUACCGGUAUGCUGUGGAAUUCUUUACUCAUGAUUGCUGGAAUAUUUAUUUUAUUUUAUUUUGGUGUGUCCAUAAAAUAGUGUUGAGAGUUAACUAUAUUCUUUCAUUCCUGUGACGAAAAAUAUGAUCUGAUCCAUAUCUGAAUUAUUACUCUCGAAGGCCCAAACAGCUCUGCAAGAAGCUCAGAAUAAAGCAAUGAUUUAAAGUAGUCCCUCCAGCAUUUGCAGGUUGCCAGUCUGGUUGUGGUUUCUAAAAUGCAAUUUUUAGGUUAAAAAAACCAGCAAACUACAAUAUUUGUUAGUGUGUCUGCUUAACCCCCAUAACUAUAUUCCUUUUACACAACAGUAUCUGAUGUGUGUUUGUUGUUUUUAGGCAGUCUGAAUCCUUGACAACCAAUCUUGAAAAAGGAAAUCAUUUAAAAAAAAUUUAAUUAUUUAAUUAAAAUGGAGUCUAUGGGAGAUGGGCUUUCCUGUAAUUUGGAGCUUUCUGGAUAACGGAUCCCAUAACUGUAUUGAGAGAACUGACUUCAAAAUAAUAUAUUCUUUAUUUUAAACAAA
Molecule: messenger RNA, 2121 nt
Organism: Xenopus tropicalis (tropical clawed frog)
Lineage: Eukaryota; Metazoa; Chordata; Amphibia; Anura; Pipidae
Gene: setd7
Product: SET domain containing (lysine methyltransferase) 7
Biological process (GO): S-adenosylmethionine metabolic process; regulation of DNA-templated transcription; chromatin remodeling
Cellular component (GO): chromosome; nucleus
Molecular function (GO): transferase activity; histone H3K4 monomethyltransferase activity; protein-lysine N-methyltransferase activity
Source: RefSeq, marked validated